AUGGAUCAGAAUGAUUUUAUAUUCCAAGACGAAUCAGAAGAUACUUCUGAUAGUAUAUUAGAAUAUAAUUUAGAUUCUAUUUCUGUUAUGCCUUUUGAAUCUUCAGCUUUAUAUAACGAAUAUUUAAUAUCGUCUCCUAAUCUUGAACAUACUACUUCAUUAUACACUUCCGAAUCUUUAUAUAGUUCUGAACCACUUACUUUAGAUAACCCUAAAAAUCUUACUUUAUGUAACGAAUAUUCAACGUCGUCUCCUAAUCUUGAACAUACUACUUCAUUAUACACUUCCAAAUCUUUAUAUAGUUCUGAACCACUUACUUUAGAUAACCCUAAAAAUCUUACUUCACCAUCAGAUAUUCCAGUUAAAAAAGGUGAAAAAAUAGGACCAUGUGGAGAAACUUUUGCGCUUCUUACUAGUACUAGUACACUCGGAGCUCAUCUUUGUACAGUGCAUCGUUUGUCAGAAAAAGCUCAAAACGAUCCCACACAACCCACAUUAUUAGAUACAAUAACAAAACCAUCAUCAUUAUCUUCUAAAAAAAAGUAUAAAUUAACAUCUAGACUUUUGGCAUGGUUGAUUGAUGAUAUGCUGGCAUUUAAUAUAAUGGAAAAUGAUAAAUUUCAUGAUUUUGUAUAUGAGGCUGAACCCCAGCGUCUGUUAUUACUCAAUGAAUCAAUCCAAUUACUUGUUAAAAAAAUGGUUCAAAAUGCUGAUCGAGAAAUUCGUAAAGAUGGAAAAAAAUUAGAGGCUUUACUGUUAAAUAAAGAAGAAUUAUUAGGUCUUAAAGAACUUAUUAGUUUAUUAGAACCCUUUGCCUGCGCAACAUGUCUAAUGGGUGGUGAUACAUAUCCCACACUCUCUCUUAUGCUUCCAACAAUUGCAACCCUUCAAAAACACUUCUUAAUAUAG
This is a messenger RNA of Racocetra fulgida, 909 nucleotides long. The record is from the annotation of a GenBank genome assembly. NCBI's taxonomy places the organism in Eukaryota, Fungi, Glomeromycota, Glomeromycetes, Diversisporales, Gigasporaceae.